UGAUGUAUUAACUAUACAGGGGGGGGGAACAGGAAGCCGAGUUUAGUAGCAAUAGCAGAAGCAAGAUUUAAUCACAAAAAUCAUUUCAGUUCUGUUUGCGGAGACGGUACAUCUUGAAUUGAGUUUGAACAGAGGUGAAUUUGCUGACCAUGUUGCCCUCUCUGGUUGUGCUGCUAACGCUGAUGCCUCAAGCUUUUGCUAUCAAUCCCGGCAUUAAAGCUAGUCUCUCGGACAAGGGACUUAAAUACGGGUCCCAUGUGGGCGCCAGCUGGUUGCAGGAGAAGACUGGCCAAAUGCUCAUCCCAGAUGUUGAAGGGGACAUUGAUAUUAAAAUUGGCUCUGUACACUAUUGGCUAACCAGUAUGAAGGUAAGUCGGAUCGACCUCCCAGAGCCUACAGUGACUUUUACGGAGAACGUAGGCAUCAAAGUUGGCAUGGAGAACCUCGACAUCGCAGUGCAUGGGAACUGGAAAACAAAGUUCUCCUUUAUAAAAGACGGCGGCACAUUUGACUUGGCUGUAUUUAAUGUGGGCUUGUCCACUGUAAUUCAGCUCGGCAGUGAUGGGCAAGGCCAUCUGAGUGUAGCCAGUGCUCAGUGCGACUCCAGUAUUAAGGGAAUAGAUGUUUCCUUCCAUGGUGGAGGCAGUGUUAUCUUCCAGCCAUUUGUACAGUUUUUCAAAUCCAAAAUACUGAAUCAGAUUCAAGAAGAGAUUUGCCCAGGGAUUGAAAAGUAUGUUAAUGACUUGGAGAGUCAGCUGGAAAAAAUGCAGGUAUCUUUCCAGGUGAACAAAGACCUCAGCAUAGAGCUUCCUCUGGUUUUCCCACCAAUUAUUCAGGGCUCCGACUUGGAGGUGGAUCUUAAGGGCGUGUUUUAUGGUGCCAGAAAUCACACAGAACCCCCUUUUGUUGCUGGAACCUUCCAGCUGGACCAGCAGUCUGACCUCAUGCUAACUGUUGGCCUGUCUGAGUUCACCAUCAACUCUGCCGCCUUCGCUUACUAUUCCGCAGGGCUCCUACAAGCCUUGAUCACCGACGACAUGAUACCCAAGGCUUCGCCAUUCCGCCUUAACACCACAAGUUUUGGCGGCUUGAUACCUCAGCUUCCCAAGCUGUUCCCGAACAUGCUGAUGGUGCUCCAUGCCUAUGCCAGCCAGACUCCCACCGUCUCCUUCCAGCCAGAUACGACGACGUUAAAUGUCUUUUGGUCUUCCAAGUUCUAUGGAAUCCGAUCUAACUCCACCUAUAUUCCAUUCUUCCGCUUGGAUAUGAAUGCAACCUUCAGCAGCAAGUUCUUCGUAUCGGAUGAGAAGCUAUCGGGAUCCACAGCAUUAGACAACCUCACGUUGACUGUGGGAGCCACUGAAAUUGGGACAUUUCAGACCGAGUCACUACAGAAGCUACUGGAGCUUGGGAUCAAGAGCUACCUGCUACCCAUGCUGAACAAGAAACUGAAAGACGGCAUUCCCUUACCAACCGUGCACAACGUCCAGUGGGUCAAUUCCAUGCUAAAAGUCAACAAGGGAUUUGUGGAAAUUGCCACAGAUACAAAAAUUUCCCUGCAAGAAGCCAAAAGUUAAGAGCUCUUUUACAAUUUACAACCAGCUAAUUCUGUUACCGUUUAUACGAUUUUGUAAAAGCAACUGCUGCUUAACUGUAACUGCACUUACCACAAGCACCGCAGAAGGCCACUAGUGGUGAAAUGAAGAGUCAGCACUAACAAAUUUAACAAACUUUAAUCAUUUAAUAAAAAAAAAAAAAUUCUACAAAAACAAAACAAACAUUUAAAAUUAAAUACAACAAUGGGCUCAAAACCACCAAAGGACAA
Brienomyrus brachyistius is the source of this 1825-nucleotide messenger RNA. It is a transcript of the gene bpifcl, whose product is annotated as BPI fold containing family C, like. The record is from RefSeq and is a predicted model, not a curated record. Bases 150 to 1577 code for a protein of 475 amino acids. Gene Ontology annotation, molecular function: lipid binding. Lineage: Eukaryota; Metazoa; Chordata; Actinopteri; Osteoglossiformes; Mormyridae. The transcript has 16 exons.